AUGCGGUUUGGACAAGCAUCGUCAAUCGUCUUAGGCCUGUUGUCCUUCGUUUCAGGCGCCCCGUUGGAACAGACCGUCGAAAGCAGACAGCUCAUUCCUACUGGUCUUGUCAAUUUAAAUUUCACGCGUCUUAACGCGCACUUUGACCUCUUAACUCUGCUCACCAACACCGCACACGUCGACUUCGAUAUCUCCCCAAUCAUCCCAAAUUUGUCCCUUCUUGUGGGGGUCAGCAUUACGAACAUAACACUCUCUGCAGGUAUCUCUGGAACAGAGUAUAUCUCCUUCACGCAUGACUUUGAUACCCCGCUCGCCGUGCCUCUGACUGGUACUGUCAACUCCGGCACUAUCAGUGGGGUAUCCCUCACGCAAGGUGCUCUCCCGACGCUCCUCAACGCCUUUCCCAGCAAAACCUUGGAUAUUUUCAGUGCUGGUGUCAGCAUGAAGGUGACGAUAAUCACCCAACCACUGGUGUUACCUCUGUUCUUGCCGCUCACCCAGUUCAAUGUCGAUGCCACAUGGAGCUUGAUAUAG
This is a messenger RNA of Pleurotus ostreatus (oyster mushroom), 534 nucleotides long. RefSeq lists its product as uncharacterized. The record is from RefSeq and is a predicted model, not a curated record. Lineage: Eukaryota; Fungi; Basidiomycota; Agaricomycetes; Agaricales; Pleurotaceae. Bases 1 to 534 code for a protein of 177 amino acids. The transcript has 6 exons.